AUGGCAUCAUAUCACAGGCAAGGAGAGGCACUUAUCUGGUAUAAAGGAGCUUGGGAAAGUGGCCAGUUCACAAGCUGGGAGACUCUCUCUCGCAUUAUGCUCAUCCGGUUUGGUCCUUCCACUUAUGAUGAUCCAAUGGAAACCUUGGCAAAGCUCAAACAGACCUCCACUGUAGCAGCAUACCAAACGCAGUUUGAAGCACUAUGUAACAGGAUCAAUGGCCUGAAAGAUGAGGUCAGACUUCUCUUAAAAAUGUUUAACCCUACAAGUUUAAUUGGUGCAUUUGGCCUAGCAAAAAUCCAAGAGGAGUAUCUUAUUAGUGCUAGGAAGGCACUGAAACCAGGAGGGGAUCGAAGCAUCCUUCCUACGGUUAACAAGCCAUUAGGUGGGGAUCCUUUCACUGAAGGCAGUAGUAAAUGGACCAAAUCCUUCCAACCCACUAGGAGGGUUUUCUCAACAGAAUGGGAUGAAAAACGAAAAAAUGGUCUAUGUUAUCAUUGUGAUGAGAAAUGGCAUGCUGGCCACAUUUGUAAGAAAACCAAGAUCUAUCUAUUGCAAGGGUGUGAGGAUGAAGAGGAAGAAAACUGUACAGAGGGCAAAGAAGAGGGGAAACUGGAACCUGACAGUGUGUUAACCACUAAGGGGGAAGGAAAUCCUGAGAUUUCCUUGAAUGCGAUUGCAGGAACUCCUAGUCCUAGCAGCUCUCACAGUUUCCUAGAUCCGGCAGUAGCACGAAGGGCCAAGUUGACUACCAACCAGUCCACAAGGUUGGCGGUGCAGGUAGCAAAUGGAGCUAUUAUUCAAAGUGAAGGCCACUGUGACUCGGUGCCUCUAAAAGUGCAAGGUAUUCAGUUCUGCCCACCUCUUUAUAUUCUUGAGUUGGGUGGUUGUGAUGUUGUGUUGGGUGUUAAUUGGUUAGGGACCUUGGGUCCCAUUGUAUGGGAUUUUUUGAAAUUAUCUAUGCAAUUUAACCAUGGGGGUCAUAAGGUGGAGCUUAGAGGAUUGGAACCCCAACUAAUCUCUAUUGAGGAAAGUAGUAAAGCCAUGUUGUCUUCGAUGUCUAAGGGAAGGGGGUUUUUGCUUCAAAUCCAAAUAGAAUCAAGAGAAGAAAAUGUGGUUGUGCAAAAUAAUGAAGUUAAUGAACUGUUGCGACAGUUCAAAGGGAUGUUUGAGGAGCCCAAAGGGCUACCUCCUAUAAGGGACCAUGACCAUAAGAUUGUGUUGAAGAAGGGUACACAACCUAUCGCCAAUCGACCCUACCGUUAUCCCUAUGACCAGAAAACUGAGAUAGAGAAGAUAGUGUUAGAGUUGCUGGAAACAGGAGUAAUUCGACCCAGUUCCAGUCCUUUUUCUUCACCCGUGUUACUAGUCCGUAAGGCUAAUGGGAGUUGGUGCAUGUGUGUGGAUUAUCGUGCACUCAAUUAA
This is a messenger RNA of Carya illinoinensis, 1425 nucleotides long. RefSeq lists its product as uncharacterized. NCBI's taxonomy places the organism in Eukaryota, Viridiplantae, Streptophyta, Magnoliopsida, Fagales, Juglandaceae. The record is from RefSeq and is a predicted model, not a curated record. Bases 1 to 1425 code for a protein of 474 amino acids. The transcript has 2 exons.